AUGACGGGCAAUUAUGCACAAUGUCAAUGGCCGAUAUGGCGCAUUGAUGACCUGUCGCCGUGCUUCAAGAAUCACUACCUAAAAGUUCUAAUACCCCUGACCGUAGUAGUCUUAUCUCUCUUCCAGAUCUUCUCCCACAAUAUUCGACAAGCCCUCAAAUCGAGACGAAGCGACGGAUACCAGUCCCUAGCCGAGACCCACCCGAAUACUGCUGAGGAGCACACUGCGCUUCCUCCGGACGAGGAUGUUGGUUCUGAAGAGGAAGAUGACGAUGACGAUCUUGAGAUCAACGGGGGCCGUCUUGCCCUCGUCAAGACCACCACAAAGGGCUCCAUCGUCCAGGCCGAUAUCCCACCUGCCGAGCGCUUGUCUGUCGUAAUCGAGGUCCUCGCUAUCGCCGGUCUCAUUGCCAUUAACUCCGUCUUUCUUCUCUCGGGUGCAGCUGGUGCGGAUACUCGCAUCGGUUCCAUCGCCGGCAUCGUCUUGUGGCUCUAUGUUCUCAUCCUCGCAAGCUUGCGCCUUUUCCUUGGAAACACCAAGUGGCGUGUUCCCAGACUAUGGAACCAUACUGCAACCAUCUAUUCCAUUCAAUGGCUCUUGUCAAUCGUCUUCUUUCGAUCCGCUUUCAUCCACCCGGCUUCGCAGCUGUCCCAGAUCCUCACUUUUGUCGAAUUUGGCCUCACCUCGCUUCUCUUCGUCAUGACCAUCACCACUCGCAAGGGUAACAAGACUGUCCUUUUAGAAUGGGAGAACGGAAUUGAACCCUCGCGAGAGCCUCUCGCCUCGCUGUUCUCCCUCGCCACCUUUACUUGGGUUGACCCGAUCAUCUGGAACGGUUUCAAGAACACCACUGAAAUGUCCAUGGUUUGGAACCUUCUUCCCAAGGACAAGGCCGCCGCUGUUCUUGCCGAUUACCGCACCAUGAAGAGGACCGGCUCGCUUGCAGUACAUCUUCUCAAAUACUUCAAGGGCCCCCUCAUCUACCAGUCGUUCAUGGCCGCCAUUUCCGGCGCGCUCACUUUCGCCCCGACACUACUUCUCAAGGCCAUCCUUCAGUAUGUCGAGAACCCCGACAUCGCCCCCAUCAAUGUCCUCUGGCUAUACGUCAUUCUCCUGCCCCUGGUCGAUGUUGUGCGCUCCAUUGCCGAUGGCGUUGCCCUCUGGGUUGGCCGCAAGAUUUGCAUCCGCAUUCGCGCCAUCAUUGUCGGGGAAAUUUAUGCCAAGGCUCUACGUCGCAAGGCAGCAACUACCAAACACUCCGUUCUGGGAGAGGAAAAGAAACAGAAGAAGGCCGACGACUCGGCCGACGAGGACACCGGCGUCAUUGCCAAGGCAAAGCGUGCCCUGGGUCUGAAAAAGAAGAAGAAGGACAGCAACACAGCCAAUGGCAACGCAUCCGGUGAAAGUAGAGACGAUAAGAAUGAUGAGAAGGAUUCAUCCGAUGAGCAGGCUAACCUCGGUACAAUCAUCAACCUCAUGUCCGUAGACAGUUUCAAGAUUGCCGAUAUCACCGCCUAUCUCCAUUUCCUCUGCGCCAUGGCCCCUGUCCAGCUCAUUUUGGCCGUGGUGCUUCUCUGGCAAGUCAUGGGCCUUAGUUCCAUCCCCGGUCUUAUUGUCAUGGUUAUUCUCCUCCCCGUCAAUUACCUCUUCGCUCGCGGCUUCGCCACGACCUCCAAGAAGAUUCUCAGCGCCACCGACAAGCGCAUGAACAUUACCAACGAGGUCCUCCAAAACAUUCGAAUCAUCAAAUUUUUCGCUUGGGAGUCGCGCUUCAGCACCAUAGUCGAUGAGAAACGUGCCGUUGAGCUCAAGGCCCUCCGCUCGAGGUACGUGCUGUGGGCAUGCGCCGUGGCGGUUUGGAAUUCUGUCCCCAUUCUCAUCACGUUCUUUUCUUUCCUCGUCUACACCAUGAUCGAGAAGAAGCCGCUGUACCCUUCCGUCGCCUUCACUGCCAUUUCUCUCUUCAUGCUUCUCCGAGUCCCUCUCGACCAGUUUGGCGACAUGAUUGCCCACGUGCAGGAAACCAAGGUCUCUCUCGACCGUGUGGAGGAGUUCCUCACCGAGGCCGAGACCGAAAAGUACGAGCAGCUCGGCACCGAUAAUGUUGACGAGGAAGGAAACAAGACUAUCGGCUUUAGGGAUGCCACGUUCAUCUGGGGAGGCAAGAACGAGGUCAACGAUGAUGGGUCGCAAGCCUUCCAGCUUCUCGAUCUCGAUGUGAAGUUCGAAAUCGGCAAGCUGAACCUUAUCUCCGGCCCUACGGGAGCCGGAAAGUCAUCGAUGCUCAUGGCCCUGCUCGGAGAGAUGACCCUCGUGGACGGCCGUGUGUUCUGUCCUGGAGGCAAGAGUCGUGAGGAGGUGCGGCCCGACCCCGAGACCGGACUUGCAGAUACCAUUGCGUACGCGGCCCAGUCCCCGUGGCUCGUCAACGCCAACAUCAAGGACAACAUUCUCUUCUCCGCACCAUUCGACGAGCAGAGGUACAAGGAUGUCAUUGUUGCCUGCGCGCUUGAGCACGAUCUGGAAAUCCUGGACGAGGGCGAUCAGACGCUUGUUGGUGAGAAGGGUAUCUCGCUCUCCGGUGGUCAAAAGCAGCGCAUCUCGUUGGCCCGCGCUCUCUACUCCAACUCCCAGCACGUCCUUCUCGACGACUGUCUCAGCGCUGUUGAUUCUCACACAGCCAAGUGGAUCUUCCGCAAUUGUAUCACCGGUCCUCUAAUGAAGGGCCGCACUUGUGUUCUUGUUACCCACAACAUCCAACUCUGUGCUCCCGCCGCCGACUUUAUCGUUGUUCUCGACAACGGUCGUAUCACUGUCCAAGGUUCUGCGAAGGACGUCAUCACAUCCGGUGCGCUCGGUGAAGACAUUCAGAAGACUAGUUCCUCUUCGCCAACCACGUCGCACAUGCCUUCCCGAGUACCUUCUAGCGUUGGUGAGGAGAGUAACGAGACUGCGGUUGACAAUAUCGGAGGAGUUAGCGCAAUAAAGCCGGACACCGACAAGAAGAAGGACAAGAAGGAAAAGAAGAAGGACGCCAUGGCCGAGAAGAAGGCCGAGGGAUCCGUCCAGUGGCCGGUCCUGAGCCUCUACUUGCGCUCCAUGGGUCCUUGGUGGUUCUGGGUCAUCGCGCUCUUCGUGUUCGGCAUCCAGCAGAUGAGUGCAGUCGUCACCAACUUCUGGGUCAGAGAAUGGAGCAACCAGUACAAUGUCGAGGGUGGAGCGGAUGCAUCUGGAUCUUUCUAUGCGUCGUCCUUCUCUCUGAAGCCCCAGGAAGCUUCGUCGGGCGCUUUGUCGAUCAACUCUGCCCACGCUGCCGUUUCUUCGUGGAUCCAGAAGGCCAACUCCGUCACGCUGCUCUCCAUGGUCGCUCCCGAAGUCGACGCUGUCUACUACAUCACCGUUCUCGCCCUGAUCGGCAUCGCUGGUGCGGUAGCCGCUUUCAUCCGAGACGUUUGGAUCUUCUACGGUUCUCUCACGGCUUCGCGCAAGAUCCAUACCGAUCUGAUGAAUUCGGUCUCUAAGGCCAAGUUGAAGUUUUUCGAUGUCACGCCUUUGGGCCAGCUCAUGAACCGAUUCAGCAAGGACCUCGAGGCCGUCGAUCAGGAGAUCGCUCCUAUCGCUAUCAGCGUUUUGUCUUGCGCCCUAGGUAUUAUUAUUACCAUUAUCGUCAUUUCCGUGAUUACCCCUCUCUUCCUUAUCGCCGGUGUCUUCAUCACCCUGGCAUUCUGGUUCGUAGGAGCUCUGUACCUCAAUACGUCUCGCGACCUCAAGCGUCUAGAAUCGGUGCAGCGAAGCCCAUUGUUCCAGCAAUUCGGCGAGACCCUGACCGGUAUGACGACCAUCCGUGCCUACGGGGAAGAGCGACGAUUCAUCAGGGAGAAUCUUGCCAAGAUCAACACGCAGUCCCGUCCGUUCAUCUACCUCUGGGCCUGUAACAGAUGGCUGGCAUUCAGGUGUGAUAUGCUCGGCGACCUCGUCUCGUUCUUUGCUGGUGUGUUUGUGAUUCUCAGCCUCGGUAAAAUCGAUCCCGGUGCGGCAGGUAUCUCCUUGAGUUACGCUAUUUCCUUUACCGAGAACAUCCUGUGGCUCGUCCGUCUCUACGCCAUGAACGAACAGAACAUGAACUCAGUCGAGCGUAUCAAGGAAUACCUCGAGGUUGAGCAGGAGGCGGAUGCCAUUAUCGAAGACAACCGACCCCCCAAGGGCUGGCCGAGUGAGGGCUCCGUUGAGUUCAUUAACUACACCACGAGGUACCGAGAGGAACUCGACCCCGUGCUGCGCAAUGUAUCGUUCAAGAUUAAGCCCCGUCAGAAGGUAGGCAUUGUCGGACGAACUGGUGCCGGAAAGAGUUCGCUUGCACUUGCCAUCUUCCGUGCCCUCGAGGCCGAGAACGGCAGAAUUGUGAUCGACGGUGUGGACAUCGGUCGCAUCGGUCUCCAAGACCUCCGUCAAGCGAUCACCAUUGUGCCGCAGGAUCCCACGCUCUUUAUGGGCACCCUCCGCAGCAACCUCGACCCCUUCCACGCCUUCACAGAUGAGGAGAUAUUUGACGCUCUUCGCCGAGUCCACUUGAUUGGGUCAGAUUCCCCGCCCACUACUCCUGCUCCCAGGAGUAGCCUCCUUCUCCCCGAUACGCCGACGAUUGUCGCUCCCAACGACGAUGAUGAUGACGAGACGGUGAGUGCGAACGGAACGGCCAACAAGACGGCCAUCAGUGGAGCCACCACGCCUACGCUUGCCACAAACAAGAACAUCUUUCUCGACCUCUCCUCGCAGGUUACCGAGUCUGGAAACAACCUCUCGCAGGGUCAGCGCCAGCUGCUCUGCCUCGCCCGCGCCAUGCUCCGGCAUCCCAACGUGCUUGUGAUGGAUGAGGCUACGGCGUCCAUCGACUACGCCACGGACUCGAAGAUCCAGAAGACGAUCCGCGAGCUCACGAGCACCAUCAUCACCAUUGCUCAUCGUCUGCAGACCAUUGUGGAUUACGACAUGGUUCUCGUGCUCGACAAGGGUGAGGUCGUGGAAUACGCCCACCCUUACGAGCUCCUGCAGAAGGAGAAGGGAUCGUUCAAGGCCAUGUGCGAGACGAGUGGGGAGUACGACCUUCUUCUGAAGGCGGCCAAGAAGGCGUGGCAAGGCGGAGAACUGAUUGACGUGGAAGAGGACGAUGAUGGCCAGACUAGGUGA
Scedosporium apiospermum is the source of this 5187-nucleotide messenger RNA. RefSeq names its product ABC transporter. The transcript is spliced from 2 exons. Gene Ontology annotation, molecular function: ATP binding; ATP hydrolysis activity; ABC-type peptide transporter activity. Bases 1 to 5187 code for a protein of 1728 amino acids. The record is from RefSeq and is a predicted model, not a curated record. Gene Ontology annotation, biological process: transmembrane transport. NCBI's taxonomy places the organism in Eukaryota, Fungi, Ascomycota, Sordariomycetes, Microascales, Microascaceae. Gene Ontology annotation, cellular component: fungal-type vacuole membrane; fungal-type vacuole.